This is a messenger RNA of Exophiala spinifera, 795 nucleotides long. RefSeq lists its product as uncharacterized. Bases 1 to 795 code for a protein of 264 amino acids. The record is from RefSeq and is a predicted model, not a curated record. NCBI's taxonomy places the organism in Eukaryota, Fungi, Ascomycota, Eurotiomycetes, Chaetothyriales, Herpotrichiellaceae. The transcript is spliced from 2 exons.
AUGACGGCGGCCAAAGUCGCGCUCGUCACGGCGUCCAGCGCGGGCCUGGGCGCGGCGACAGUCAAAGCGCUCGCGCCCUUUUUCCGCGUAGUGGUCAACUACAACUCGCGGCUCGAAAAGGCGCAAGAGGUGAUAUCGCAGGCUUCGGCGAUCGCGCCGACGUACACGGUCUCGGCGGACCACGGCCCGCGGUUCCACGCCGUCAAGGCCGACGUCUCGCAGCGGUCCGAGAUCCAGCGCCUCGUGUCCGAGACGGUGAGCGUCAUGGGCCGGCUGGACGUCGUGGUCAGCAACGCCGGCUGGACGCGGCUGACCGACUUCAGCGACCUCGAGCAGCAGGUCAACGAGGACGACUGGGACCGCUGCUUCAACGUCAACGUCAAGAGCCACCUGUGGCUCCUGUACGCCGCCAAGGACCACCUCGAGAAGGUCGCCGACGAAGAGGGCGAAGGCGGCAUCGGCGGUGCCUUCGUCACCGUCGCCAGCUUGGCCGGCGUGAGGCCCAGCGGCUCCAGUCUUCCGUACUCCGUCACGAAGGCGGCCGAGAUCCAUCUGACAAAGGGCCUCGCCGUUAUCUGUGGAAAGAAAAUCAGGUGUAACAGUGUCAGUCCCGGCCUGAUGUUGACCGAGUGGGGCAACAAAUUCCCAGAAAAAAAGAUUAAAGCGACCGCCGACAAGGCACUUCUCAAGUCAAUCGCCUCUCCAGUUGACGUUGCCGACCAGAUCAAGACUCUGGUCUUGAGUAAAUCAAUAACAGGUCAGAAUAUCGUCAUGGACUGCGGUAUCGCCAUCUAG